Molecule: messenger RNA, 525 nt
Organism: Trypanosoma brucei brucei TREU927
Lineage: Eukaryota; Euglenozoa; Kinetoplastea; Trypanosomatida; Trypanosomatidae
Product: 40S ribosomal protein S11, putative
Exons: 1
Coding region: 1-525 (174 amino acids)
Biological process (GO): translation
Cellular component (GO): ribosome; cytosolic small ribosomal subunit
Molecular function (GO): structural constituent of ribosome
Source: RefSeq, a predicted model, not a curated record
AUGGCCGACAAGCAGGAGAACUACGCACGCACAGCGACCGUCGAUCUGACGGUGCAGCACGAGAAGGCCUACCAGCGCCAGACGGCCGUCAAUGAGAACAUUCGCACGGCCUCGAAGAAGCACGUGAACCGCAGCGGGCACAUUCGUUACUCCAAGAAGAUCGGUCUCGGUUUCGCCACGCCCAAAGCUGCCAUCAACGGAAAGUACAUUGACCGCAAAUGUCCCUUCACGAGCAAUGUGUCCAUUCGUGGCCGUAUCCUCCGUGGCGUAGUGCACUCCACAAAGAUGCGCCGUUCCAUUGUCAUCCGCCGUAACUACCUGCACUUCAUCCGUAAGUACCAGCGUUACCAGAAGCGCCACCGCAAUAUUACCGUCCACUGCAGCCCCUGCUUCGAUCCGAAGCCUGGUGAUGAGGUGGUGGUUGGACAAUGCCGCCCGUUGAGCAAAACAAUCCGCUAUAACGUGCUGCAGGUCGUCUCCAAGUCCGCCGCCGAUAAGAUGGGGAAGAAGUUUUCCAAGAACUGA